Messenger RNA from Penicillium longicatenatum, 1041 nucleotides. Its product is annotated as isopenicillin N synthase family dioxygenase. Bases 1 to 1041 code for a protein of 346 amino acids. Gene Ontology annotation, molecular function: dioxygenase activity. The transcript has a single exon. The record is from RefSeq and is a predicted model, not a curated record. Lineage: Eukaryota; Fungi; Ascomycota; Eurotiomycetes; Eurotiales; Aspergillaceae.
AUGGCUCCUGGACUUGUUGAUCCUCCGAAUAUCAAUGCCUCCAAGCUUGAGACUCCCAUGACCAAGCUUGGGCAAGUUAUUCCUAAACUUGAGAUACCGACGGUCGAUAUCUCAGCCUUUCUCGCAAAUCCAGACUCCGAAGAGGCACUGAAGAUUAUACCCAUCGUCAGAGAAGCCUGCCGCUCCACUGGAUUCUUCCAGAUCACUGGCCACGGGGUCUCCACAUACCUGCAGAAAUCCGUCUUUGAUGGGGGCAAAAAGUUCUUCUCCCUGCCGUUUGAGACCAAAAAGGCCCUCGACUCCAAGACCGUCCGCGGUCAUCGUGGGUAUGAUGUGCUAGCUUCACAGGCCUAUGAGGCUGGUAUCAUGCCCGAUCUUAAGGAGGGCUGGUAUGUCGGCGAAGAUCUUCCAGACGACGACCCUCGUGUUCAGGCGGGCAGGUUCUUCAUGGGCCGCAACGUCUGGCCGACCGAGGCCGAGCUACCGUAUGCGGAUUUCCGCUCGCCUUGUGAGAGAUACCAUCAGGCGCUUAGCACCCUCAGCAAGCAGCUGUUGAAGAUAAUUGAGCGAACCCUGCCCUAUGGCCCAGGAAUCUUCGAUGACUUUGUCUCCAACAACCCAAUUACUCCGAUGCGUAUCCUGCACUACCCGCCCGCCACUUCGACUGAGCAGCCCCAGUACGGAGCUAGUGCGCAUACUGACUUCGGAGCCAUCACUUUGCUGUUGCAAGAUGAGAGUCCUGGUUUGGAGGUCAUGGACUCCCGCACUGGGGCUUGGGUGGCUGUUCCGCCGAAUCCCUCGGCAUAUGUGGUCAACGUUGGUGACAUGCUUAGUCGUUGGACGCGCGACGAGUAUGUCAGUAGUGUUCACCGUGUGAUCAACCGCAACCCCUGGGAUCGGUAUAGCAUUGUGUUCUUCUUCGACGGCAACGCGGAUACUGAGCUUCGGGCUCUGGAUGGCAGCGAGGCAAAUGACCCGAACCCAUUGACACCGGAGAAACACAUGCUGCACCGCAUGACCGAAAGCUACGGCAAGAAGUGA